AUGAAGGAAGAGAAAUACUUGAUAAGAGCUUCCGAGUUGGUGGAGCAAGUGAAGAUUCUUUUAUUAAUGGAGGAACAAAUAUUGGAGCUGCCUAUUCCGAAUUUGGAGUUGAUCGAUAAUUUGCAUCGGCUCGGUAUAUCGUAUCAUUUUGAGGACGAAAUCAACCGAUUCUUGAAUUCUUUAUAUCAACAUCAACUAUUUAAUGGCGAUUACUCGGUGUCACUUGGAUUUCGACUCCUCAGACAACACGGUUUUCGCGUCUCCCAAGAUGUGUUUGAUUGUUUCAAGAACGAGACGGGUGAUUAUUUUGAGGAAAGUCUUGGAGACAACAAUACUAAAGGAUUGUUGCAACUCUACGAAGCUUCUUUUCUUAUGACACGUGGCGAAAACACAUUGGAGCUAGCUAGAGAAUUCGCCACCAAUUUAUUGCGGAAAAAACUUGACCGAAUUAAUGGCGACGAUGAUGUUCUAUUAUUAACGGCCGUUCGGCAUGCAUUGGAGCUCCCAAUUCAUUGGAGAGUUCAAAGGCCAAAUGCAAGAUGGUUCAUCGAAGAAGCCUAUGCGAAAAGUCGAGACAUGAACCCUAUUGUGCUCGAGCUUGCCAAACUCGACUUCAAUAUUGUUCAAGCAAAGCACCAACAAGAACUCAAACAUGUCUCGAGUUGGUGGGAGAAAACAAGCAUAGCAAAAGUGUUGCCAUUUGCGCGCGAUAGGGUGGUCGAGAAUUACCUAUGGACCACAGGAAUAUUCGAUCCUCAAUACGGAUAUUCGAGAAUCAUGGCCACCAAAGUCAACGCUUUGGUUACGGUGAUCGAUGAUGUAUUCGAUGUCUACGGUACUUUGGAAGAACUGCAGAUCUUUAAUCAUGUUAUUCAAAGAUGGGAUAUUGAAGCAAUGGACAAGCUCCCACACUAUAUGCAAAUAUGUUUUCUAGCUCUCAACAACUUCGUCGACGAAUUGGCUUACGAUGUUCUCAAACAACAAGGGAUUCUCAUCAUUCCGCAUUUGAGAAAAUCAUGGGGAGACUUAUGCAAGGCAUACAUGCAAGAGGCCGAGUGGUACUAUGCAAAGCACACACCAACGAAGGAAGAAUACAUCGAGAAUGCAUGGAUUUCGAUAUCGGCUCCCGCAAUAGUAUCUCAAGCAUAUUUUCUCGUGACGAAUCCGAUAGACAAAGAAGCCGUACGAAGCUUGUACCAAUAUCACAACAUAGUUCGAUGUUCGUCAAUGGUCUUACGUCUUGCUAAUGACCUUGGAACAUCAUCGGAUGAAAUGAGCAGAGGCGAUGUUCCGAAAUUGAUACAAUGUUACAUGAGGGAAACGAGUGCGAAUAUAGAGGAGGCGCGAGAAUAUGUGAUGUCGAUAAUGCGCGAGACUUGGAAAAAGACAAACGAAGAAUUAUUACGAGUUGAUAUUAAUGCAGAUUCACAAUUAUUGCCACAAAAUGUGAUUAAAAUUGCAGCUGAUUUAGGGAGAAUGGCACAAUAUAUGUACCAACAUGGAGAUGGGCAUGGGAUUCAAAAUCUCGAGAUGAAAGACCGUAUUUCGAGUUUGUUGUUCGACCCUUUUCCAAUAUAG
Messenger RNA from Erythranthe guttata (spotted monkey flower), 1578 nucleotides. The record is from RefSeq and is a predicted model, not a curated record. Lineage: Eukaryota; Viridiplantae; Streptophyta; Magnoliopsida; Lamiales; Phrymaceae.